AUGUUCAAUCUGCGAAGUAAGCGAGUCACUCGCUUCCUCCACGUUUCCGUUCUCUGGUUCCUGUUCGCAGUCUUCGUCGCCACGGGCACCGGCACCUUCGCCGCAUCGUGGCAAGCCGAGUCCGGCAAAGAUAAACGUCUCGACAGUGGUUUCUACAACCUCCUCAGCCAGACCUUUCUCACGUUGCUCGCAAGUUGGUGCACCGUGCACCCUGUUCUGCACAACCACCUCACCAAGCGGCGUUCUCGCGUCCCGCUCCCUGCCCCUACCGUCGUGUUCAUCUUCUCCUUCAUCGCGACGUUCUGUGCGGCGAUGGCGGCGCCGGUUUUCUAUGCCAGGUUGAGUAAUCGUGCCUUGGCUGAGAAUCUCGGCAACACCUUGAACUUCGUCUCCAGUUUCUUUACGGUUGUGACUGCCAGCCAACUCGCCGGGGGAGUGAUGCGAAUCGAGGAUUAG
Diaporthe citri is the source of this 456-nucleotide messenger RNA. RefSeq lists its product as uncharacterized. The transcript has a single exon. Bases 1 to 456 code for a protein of 151 amino acids. NCBI's taxonomy places the organism in Eukaryota, Fungi, Ascomycota, Sordariomycetes, Diaporthales, Diaporthaceae. The record is from RefSeq and is a predicted model, not a curated record.